Molecule: messenger RNA, 1422 nt
Organism: Microcebus murinus (gray mouse lemur)
Lineage: Eukaryota; Metazoa; Chordata; Mammalia; Primates; Cheirogaleidae
Gene: TYW3
Product: tRNA-yW synthesizing protein 3 homolog
Source: RefSeq, a predicted model, not a curated record
CGGAACGACGAGCAAGUUUGGGCCUCUUCGGCCGCCGCCCGCUCCAACAUGGCUGCCCCCAGGGAGAAGCGAGGCUGACGUGAAGGUGGAGAAUGCAGACCCUAAAUCCCUCAUCUGUGGAUCGCAGCGCAGAGUUCGGGAGAUGGAAGGCGCAGAGUCUGAGCAAAGCGGACCUAAGCCGGAAGGGCAGUGUGGACGAGGAUGUGGUAGAGCUUGUGCAGGUCCUGAACGCGCAAGAACAGUUUUUCACCACCAGCUCCUGCGCUGGCCGCAUCCUCCUCCUAGACGGGGGUAUAAAUGGUUUUGAGGUUCAGAAACAAAACUGUUGCUGGCUACUGGUUACACACAAACCUUGUGUAAAAGAUGAUGUGAUCGUGGCUCUGAAGAAAGCAAAUGGUGAUGCAGUUUUGAAAUUUGAACCAUUUGUUCUUCAUGUGCAGUGUCGACAGUUGCAGGAUGCACAAAUACUGCAUUCGGUGGCAGUAGAUUCCGGUUUCAGGAACUCUGGCAUAACGGUGGGAAAGAGAGGAAAGACUAUGUUGGCUGUCCGAAGUACUCAUGGCUUAGAAGUUCCAUUAAGCCAUAAGGGAAAACUGAUGGUGACAGAGGAAUAUAUUGACUUCCUGUUAAAUGUGGCAAAUCAAAAAAUGGAGGAAAACAAGAAAAGAAUUGGAAGGUUUUACAACUGUCUACAGCAUGCUUUGGAAAGAGAAGCUAUUAGUAAUUCACAUCCCAAGAUCAAAGAGAAAAAUAACCCUUUAUAUACUCAUAAGAAAAAAAGAAACCCAGAAAAGGCACAUGGAAAAUCUAUUACAGAAAAAUAUAAUGAAGAACUUGAAAAUGAUGAUGAUGACAAUCCAGGAAUCAAUGUUGCCAUCUUUCCUGAAGAUUACUAAGAUUUGAUUCUGUAGUGUCUUGGUAGAAUAAUGUUUCUAAUAGAUUUUAUAAAGCUGCUCUUUAUAAGAGUAUUUUACUUUGUUGAAUGUAUUAGCUAUUCCAAAAAGCAAGAUUUAAUUUCUCUAUAUUUUAGAGAAACCCAUCUUAUAAACAUAGAUGGCUUUUAAAAAUAGCUUUGUAUAAUGUUUGUUCAUUAAAUGCUGCCUUUUUAAGUUACAUAGAGAUUUAUCGCAAAAGUAAAAUUGUUGUUUUUUUAAGCCUCUUUUUUUUGUUUGUUUUAAGUUCUUCUGUAAAACAGGAAAACUAAGUAUAAUAAUACCCUGUCAAGAGACCCUUAACAUCAGGGACAUUUGAGUAAAAAAAUCUACUGAUAUUUUUUUUAUUUUUAACUUUGAAACCUCUAGCCUUUAUAGGAAGGAUCAUCAGAGUUUGCUUCUGUUGCCAUGGAGUCCAGUGACAAGUUUUUUCCUCUCUUUUCACUUUGUGAAUAAAACAACUGAUACCCUUUUUGUUCAGGACAAAACA